CUUCUUUUGUGGUCGAUAUUUGCAUAUAGUGCACAGUAUAUUAGAUACACUAUUUGAAUAGUAAGUGCUUCAACUAAUUUGAGAUAAACUAUCCUUGCGGUUUUAAUACGGUUGUCCGUACGUAAGUACUGUGUUUGUAUUAUGGGUUGUAAACAAAUCCUCAUAAAAUGAUUUAUUCAUGACAUUGCAUGGAGGAAUUGAGAUGGAAGUCGGUUGACAAUGCAUUAAAUUGUUAUCAUCCCAAAUCAGUGAAGUUUCACCAAAACGUUUCAGUUUGCCUCGCUUGUAAAAAUUGUUAUUUUUUGAAUAUAUUUUAUGGCGUAUAUAACACGCGUCAUGGUUUGAUAAAAACUGCAAUAACUUUAACGUACUUCCCCGUUUUUAAAUAUUAAUACUUUAGGAACCGGAACUUUAUCAUCCGGUUUUCGUACCAACAUAGACGUAGAAAUGUGUCUCAAGAAUUUCGUGGGAUUGUUUCAGUGACGUCAUACGCUGGUCUUACGUCACGGUAGUACCAAUCUUGACGAAUUUUGGUUUUUGUUGUAAACAAUUGUACCAAACGUAUGGUUCUUUCGGCUUUGUCUACAUCACGAGUUUCUGAAUCUCACGUCAUUGUAGGGUUUUUUUAAUUUAAUUUGCAUCAGCUAAUACGUAGCAUUUGCGUAUGAAAAUCCUGCAGAGAACUGCACGAAGCAUUGUAGUAAAACUGAAACCUCUUUUGUCAACUCUAGUAGAUGACAGGAACCAGAUGGCCACUUCAGUUUCAAAGCGCAAUGUUAUGCCUUAUCUUGUGAAUGAUCCGGGCAUAGAAAUUCACCAUUUUUGAUUUACGCUAUUGGUGUUCAAUGGUGAUGUAUUAAAAUCACCUUUUUUCACAAGCCAUAUUCAAUUUAUCCUCAGUAUAUCACCCGUAGUUAUAGGUCGGCAUUCUCACGAUGUAAACAAUGCCAUAUUCGACUGAUAUUUGGUUGCGAGAGGAAGAUGCAUUAUCGUGUUUUAUAGCGAGAAAUAUACUUUGUGAACUUAAUAGGAUUUAUGUCAUUUACAAGAGUGUUCAGUUUAUCCUACGUGUGUAGUUCUCUACCGAAUAUGGUGCCAUGGCUGGCAUCAGAACUACGAUGAAAUCUAAAAGAUCUUUCGUUUCAUUUUCUUGUUGUUUUGUUUCCUUUCCUACGGCAGUUGCGCCAUAUAAACCUUUUUUGUUUCCGACAAGCGCAGGAAGCCAGUAUUGUGUGCGAUUGUUGUGUAAAUCGUUUGCUAUAAACGGUAAUGUUAUCUGUAUAAAGCCAGUACGUUAUAACCGUUGUUUCAAUCACAAAACCGUUGUUUCGAUCGCAUUUUUUUAUUGCUAAUUAUUUUUAGAUUUUUCUGUUUAUUUAGAAUUGUUAAAAUUGCGCUAGUCAUGAUCAUUGCGGUCGGUUAUUUUAAUCAUGCAAAUAUUUAGUUUUUUUACAAAUGUAAUGUAAACAUAGCCUUUCCCUUAAUUUCAAAUUUCAACUGCAUAGAGAUGUUGCUAAUAGAUUAUUAGAACGCAUUUUUAAUUCAUUAGAAUUUAGAACAAUCAUGAAAAUGUCGCAAAUUAAUUUGUGGAGUCUAUUUAUAUUACUGUUUAAAAUAUAUACAAGCGCAUAUAAUAAGAAUAUUCUCGGACAGUAAUAGGAGUAUUUAAGCUAGUUCCGAUAAUCUCUUUGCCAAAAAAAUAUUUCACGGGUUAAAUUAAAUAAAUUGAGAAAAAUAAAGUAUUUUUGUCGAAUGUUAUUUCUUUUUCCAAGGCCCGUUCUGAUUGGUUCGCACCAGACCCCCCGGCGCUCCUGGGCUGCAAUGUUGCUAUUACGGCGAAAGAACUUCUAAAGUGUACAUCGAAGUGUUUUGAAAAUGGCUGCGAACAAUCCUCGAAAAUUCGAGGAGAAAAUUGCUCAGCAUAAGCUGAGACAAGCUCAAGAAACGAAGGAAUUCGAGAAGAUUAUGGAAGAAAUGUCUUUCGUCAACGCGAAGGCACAUAUUAACCAAAGGCAAACUCGUGGAAGAUACGGCGGCUCUUUGCCCGAUUUUAACUUAGCUCAGAGUCAAAGUGCCAGACACGAAAAUAUCAAUGAUUUAGCAGUGAGACAGAAUAUGGAUAUCCAACAGCCGAUUAAAGACCGACCAUACCAUCCUAGAAAUAGACUUAUGACUUCAAAUCGACGGCAUAAUAUGGAUACGGCAGCGCCUUAUCAUCAUUUCAGUCCAUAUUUAUCGCCACCUCAAAUGGAUGCGAACUGGCGAAGGACAAGUUCAGAUUCAUCAAUCUAUCAUAACUUGACAAAUCCAAAUGGUAAUAGAAAGAUGAGUACAUCACCUGAUAGCACAAGAGAGGUUGGCAGUUUCCUUGCUCCCAAAGAUAAUGAAAUUGAAGAAAUGAAAUUUGAUAUUCCCAACAACAGUCAACAGCAACAAUCAUUCAACUAUUCCUCCACUAACAAUGGCUCAUUGCCUGACCUUUCCAACCUUCACAUUCCCUCGCCGUUGUCUGUGUCAAUCGAUCAGGAUGACCAGCAGCAACAACCGUACAAUCAACAGAACUUUUCCUCUGGUAAUUCUGGCAAUGUUUUUAUGAAUAGACAACCACGAAGAAACACAACUGGAUCCAGCUGCAAACGUCAGGUCUACCGUCACCACCCCCCGACCAACCUGGAUCAUCUCCACAUGCCCGGGGGUGGCUUCAUGUUUCAGUCACCAUCUGGCACUGCUGGUGAUCCCACUUCACCAACCGUUGCACCAAUGUACCAAGCACCAAUGUCACCGCUUGCCAAUGGCCCGGGAUACUUGCAAUACCCAGGGCAAUUAGGCAGCGGAAGUCUUCAGCAACAGCUGGAGCAAAUGGCGACCAUUGCAGAGAAUAUGAAGCCAGUUAGUGCCACUACUAACGGUCAAAUGGGUCCAGGUGUACCCCCUCAGUCACCAAACACGUUCCUAAACAUGCUAACGACGAACCCAACUGCGAUGGAAAACGUCCGUCAAAGGUUUCAGGAUUAUUUUGGCCCAGUGGAAAGCAGCGAACAGAACAGUUUAGCUGCAGACAUUGGAAAUGCUAUUAGCAUCAGUGGCGGUAUCGACGCUGGUAUGCAAGGUUAUCCAGGAAUGGAACCGAAUGCAGGAGAGUUCGGACCAGGACUCUCGUUAGAGCCACUUGAUCUACAAGAUAUUCGAGUUUUGACGGGGGAAUCCGAAGAUGUCGCAAAACCAGAGGUUGAAAGACAGUUUCGACUUGAGGGCAACCAACAGCAGCUCAUGCGUUGAACACAUCUAUGGCUAAACUCUGUACAUUUAGAGCAUGUGAUGCCACAACUAGAGCAUGAUGGUACAAAUAUAGAGAUGAUAGCUGUCACUGAUUUGUUUACAAGGGUUAGUAUCACGGCCCACUACUUUCUCGGUUUCUUCAAAAAGAACCAGCUUUGAUCAAUGAUGUUUGUAUCAGCCUUGGUGAGGUCAUAUCUUGUGAUAUCAUCAUUCAUGAUGUCAUAUCCUAUGACGUCUUAAAGUUACGUCAGUCUGAUGAUGUCAUCCGUUGGCGCGAGUUUUGGUGACGCGGAACGUUGAAAUAGAGAUUUUUUAAGAUAGAGUUUUAAUGCAUAGUAAAUGGGUUGCUAUGACCACAGAGUAUGACAAUUUUUCGUAGACAUAUAAAUGUGUUAAAUAAUUGAUAUUACCGGUGCUUAUAAUUAUGUAUAAUAUGGUUGCUGAUAGUUACGGCCAAUUAAGAGUUAAUUAGGUCCAGUGUAGCAAAUUACUCAAGAAUUCCCCAGACAUCAGUGGAAGCGAUUCUUAAAUACAAAAGACCUUCAGAACUCACGAUGCCUAAAAUAUAAAUGCAUAUGAAGUUGACUAUUUCACUGCACACCACAACGUUUUUACUCAACUAACUUUCUGCAAAGUUUUAAAUUGAAUCAAUGCUAUCAGAGCUGUGGUGUUUUAGGUAGUGCUGAGUUGCGAAGGUCUUUGGUAACUAAGUCUUACUCCAGUCGUUCAUAUCAGUUACGAUUCCACUGCAAUUUCAUUCUAAAAUUUUGAUCCAAUUGACAUUGCUCGACCUUGAGAAGUAUACUCCACAAGGGUAUUAAUAACUUGAUUAUUGACUAUACUAUAUCUACGUUACUGUCGUGGGUUUUCAGAGAAGCCUCGAGCACCUGAAAAAUAUAAGAUUUAGUCCAAAAGAUCCACGCUAGUUUUCCGUAUGCCUUUGAAUUUCAGACAGGGAACUUCAGGGGGGUAAAACACCGAAGUUUUUAUUUUUCAGGUCGCCCACACAAAACGUAGCCAGUUACUAAACGCUAGGAACGUGCCUUACGGACUUGAUCACCCUGAGGGUACUCUAACUUUGAUAUUUCAACCAUGAUAACCUAAUCUAAUUCCUGCCUGUCAGGCCUUUUGGAUUAAGUUAUCGUGGUUCGGAGGUCCUUUUGAGAUCCUCCAUGUUGAGACGCUUUGCUAUACUGGAUGGAUAUAUUGCAUGAAAAGAAAGAACUGCAAAUAUACUGGGUUAGUUGUUGAUAUUACACAUACACCAUGUACGAUAAAAUAAAUAUAUGCUAGUAACAUUUC
Molecule: messenger RNA, 4581 nt
Organism: Dendronephthya gigantea
Lineage: Eukaryota; Metazoa; Cnidaria; Anthozoa; Malacalcyonacea; Nephtheidae
Product: CREB-regulated transcription coactivator 1-like
Exons: 9
Coding region: 1876-3279 (467 amino acids)
Biological process (GO): positive regulation of transcription by RNA polymerase II; protein homotetramerization
Cellular component (GO): nucleus; cytoplasm
Molecular function (GO): cAMP response element binding protein binding
Source: RefSeq, a predicted model, not a curated record